CGCCGGCGCGGGCCGCACGGGCGGGAGGGGUCUCGCAUGGCCUCCGCGCGCGGCGGCACCCGGGCGCGGCGUCCCCGCUCCGGGCCUCUGUUCCUGCGUCCGUGAAGCCCGGGCGAGAACAGGGCUUCAAGGUGGUGCCGCGCGUACGUCCCUCGAGAACGCCCGGCCCGGUCCGGGGUCCUGACGCGGCCAGCGGGGUGGCAGGGGCCGCUGCGAUGGACUCGCUGGCAGCGCCCCAGGACCGCCUGGUGGAGCAGCUGCUGUCACCGCGGACCCAGGCCCAGCGGCGGCUCAAGGACGUCGACAAGCAGUACGUGGGCUUUGCCACGCUGCCCAACCAGGUGCACCGCAAGUCGGUGAAGAAGGGCUUUGACUUCACGCUCAUGGUGGCCGGUGAGUGGGCCUGGCUCCCAGGAGGGGCGGGCCAGUGGCCAGCCAGGCUCUUCAUGGCACCUUGGACUGACUCAACUCCUUCACUGUACCUGUGGGCAGGUGAGUCGGGCCUGGGGAAAUCCACACUGGUCCACAGCCUCUUCCUGACCGACUUGUACAAGGACCGGAAGCUGCUCAGUGCCGAGGAGCGCAUCAACCAGACAGUGGAGAUCCUGAAGCACACGGUGGACAUUGAGGAGAAGGGGGUCAAGCUGAAGCUCACCAUUGUGGACACACCAGGCUUCGGGGAUGCUGUCAACAACUCUGAGUGCUGGAAGCCCAUCACAGACUAUGUGGACCAGCAGUUUGAGCAGUAUUUCCGUGACGAGAGUGGCCUCAACCGCAAGAACAUUCAAGACAACCGGGUGCACUGCUGCCUGUACUUCAUUUCCCCUUUUGGGCACGGGCUUCGGCCAGUGGAUGUGAGUUUCAUGAAGGCUCUCCAUGAGAAGGUGAACAUAGUGCCCCUCAUCGCCAAAGCUGACUGUCUUGUCCCCGGCGAGAUUCGGAAGCUGAAGGAGCGGAUCCGGGAGGAGAUUGACAAGUUCGGGAUCCACGUGUACCAGUUCCCUGAGUGUGACUCGGAUGAGGACGAGGACUUCAAGCAGCAGGAUCGGGAACUGAAGCCCUCACCUGCCCCUUCCCAGGAGAGUGCGCCCUUCGCUGUUAUCGGCAGCAACACGGUGGUGGAGGCCAAGGGGCAGCGGGUCCGGGGGCGACUGUACCCCUGGGGGAUCGUGGAGGUAGAGAACCAGGCACACUGCGACUUCGUGAAGCUGCGCAACAUGCUCAUUCGCACACACAUGCAUGACCUCAAGGACGUGACGUGCGACGUGCACUACGAGAACUACCGUGCGCACUGCAUCCAGCAGAUGACCAGCAAACUCACCCAGGACAGCCGCAUGGAGAGCCCCAUCCCCAUCCUGCCACUGCCCACGCCUGACGCUGAGACAGAGAAGCUCAUUAGGAUGAAGGAUGAGGAGCUGAGGCGCAUGCAGGAGAUGCUGCAGAAGAUGAAGCAGCAAAUGCAGGACCAGUGACCCCCCAGCCUCACAUUGCCAUGGAUAUACUGCCAGUCUCCAGGCUGGCCCUUCCCACCCCUGGAUCCCUACUGGUCUGUACUCUACCCUGGAUUCAUCUGGAUUUCUGACAGGCCUGGACACAACCCCAAUCCCAGAGUGGCCCAGACCCGAACUGUUCCCUGCCGUUCCAGACCUGACCCGGAGACGCGGGGUUGCACCCCCCAGCCAACCCUAAUUUAUUCUCAGCAUCAAUCCCUCCUCUUAUUUGUAUUUGCCCCUACAACCAGUUCCUUCUGGCCUUGAGGGACCAGGAGCUUCGUUGGGCCGUGACUUCUGAGAUCUGCCCCCACCCCAGAAGAUCCUAGCACUCAGACUCCAGGCCCUACUCGGGGCGGGUAAACCAAGGC
This is a messenger RNA of Equus caballus (horse), 1861 nucleotides long. The record is from RefSeq and is a predicted model, not a curated record. Lineage: Eukaryota; Metazoa; Chordata; Mammalia; Perissodactyla; Equidae.